GGAGCAUGAAUACUCCAUUUAAUCCAGAAAGCAUGGCGAGCACUUAGGGCUAAUUAUUCCUGGGAUUGGCUUCAUCCAUAUCCCGCCAAUCUGGCUGUGUAAGUCUACCACAUUUUAAUAAUCUCCCUCUCAACAAGCCUAUAAACACACAACCAACUUGAACAAUUCAUCAUAAAUUACAGUUUCAGAGAAUUAUUUGAACCAGAAGAAAUGGAGAGGAGUUCUGUGGUACUGGUGGGCCACUUACUCGUGCUGCUUGCCUUGGUCCCUGUGGGAAGCAGUUGGGACAAAUGGAGUAUAAUCAAUCCCAUGAUGCAGAUCAAACCCAAUGUCAAACUGAAAUACAGUCUGAAGAACUACUGUGAGAGCUGGAGGAUGAAUGUGGAGCUUAAUAACAUCAGAGAUUUUGAAGUGGUUCCAGGGGAGUGUGUGUAUUACAUAGAGAACUACAUGACUUCUAAACAAUACAAGGUUGAUCAAGAAAGAGUGGUUGAACAGGCCCUCUUGUAUCUCACUGUCAUUGAUCUUGCAGGGCAUGGCAAGGAAGCCUGGAUAUUUGAUGUCGAUGAUACCCUUCUCUCUACAAUUCCUUACUUCCGAGAUCAUAGUUUUGGUGGAGAGGUUACUGACAGAGCAUCAAUAGAGAAGUGGAUGGGGGAAGUUAAAGCACCUGCAAUGGAAGCAGUUCUGCCUCUUUAUAACAAGCUUAAGAUGAAGGGUGUGAAAAUCUUGAUUAUCACAGGCAGAGGUGAGCACUUGAGGAGUGCAACUGCUGAGAAUCUGGUGAGGUCUGGCUUCACAGGGUGGACCGAGUUAAUUAUGAGAGAGGCAGAGGACAACUAUAAGACAACUCUGGCCUUCAAAUCUGAGAAGAGGAAGCAGCUGGUUAAGGAAGGAUAUCAUAUACUGGGCAAUGUUGGUGACCAGUGGAGUGACAUUCUUGGGAGUGAAGCUGGAAUUCGGACCUUCAAACUGCCCAAUUCCAUGUAUUACACUGCAUAAGUUAUUUCACUUGAAUUAUAGCCAUUAGAUCUUUGGUUGUAUCUAAAAUAGUUCCUGGUCAAUGCAGUUUCUUAAUAAUCCAUACAUUUGAGAUAUUGGAUUCCAGUGGGUGGGUAUGAUUUACACCACCUCAUAAUCAUUGUUCUUGGGUAGCUGCAAUCAAUUAAUCUUUGCCCAUUUUGUCCCUCUUCACAGGGUAAUUCAAAGUUCAAAA
Molecule: messenger RNA, 1216 nt
Organism: Cryptomeria japonica (Japanese cedar)
Lineage: Eukaryota; Viridiplantae; Streptophyta; Pinopsida; Cupressales; Cupressaceae
Product: acid phosphatase 1
Exons: 3
Coding region: 211-1002 (263 amino acids)
Molecular function (GO): acid phosphatase activity
Source: RefSeq, a predicted model, not a curated record